AAUAGGCGUGUAAAAAUGAAAUGAAAUUUAUUAGAUUGGCAAUAAAAUGUUAUCACAAAAAAUAAGUUGAGGUUUAAUGUUCUGUUCAGUAAUGAAAAAAUAAUGAAUAAGUUAAAUUUAUUUGAUCUUUGUUAGUUUGGUUGUCGGUUGGAUUUCUUUUGGCAGAAAAAAAAUUAUUAUAGAGAUAUGAAAUAUUUUGUGAUAUUUUAUUUACUGUCAAUUUUUUUGUUUUCUACUGAAGGCGCACAAGGUGGUAAGCAAAAAUUACCGCCUAAACCAAAGGCAUCGAAUAAAAUCGACUUAUUAAUUUUAUCACAACACUGGCCACCAACCGCUUGUUUCAUAUGGAAAAAAAAAUCAAACAUAAGUGAUUGCUCUUUACCUGAUGGUCAAGAAUGGUCGAUCCACGGUCUGUGGCCAGUGGCCAAACGCAGCAAAGGCCCUACAUUCUGUAACAAGACUCUGGAAUUCGAUUCCGACAAAUUAUCCCCCAUACAAGCGGAACUAAAGACCAAGUGGACCAACGUUUACUCCGGAUCAAAACCUGAUUCUCUUUGGCAACACGAGUGGAGCAAACACGGAACAUGCGGUGUCGGGAUUCGUGAGAUAAAUGAUGAAUUUAAAUAUUUUAAAAAAUCACUCGAGUUAGCGGACACGUACAAUAUCAAGGGUUUGCUUUCAAAAACUCGAAUUACUCCCGGAAAAAAAUAUAAUGUACAGGCGUUUUUCAGUGUCAUCAAUAAAAAGCUGGGGAAGAAUGUUUCUGUUACUUGUGCUUACAAUGCAAAAACUCAAGAAUUUUAUUUAUCAGAAAUAAAAAUUUGUUUUAAUAGAAAAUUUAAAUUAAUAAACUGUAAUGACAUAUUUAAUUAUCCAACAAAUUGCCCGCGUAAAAAACCCAUUGUUUAUUUAAUGAAUAAAAAAAAUGAGGAAUAAAAAAUUUAUAAAAAUUUUUUUUUUGUUGUUCUUCAAAAAUUUUUUAAGCUUCAAAAUUAAAUGUAAAGAAAUAAAACGGAGUUGAGAAUUGACGGAAAGUAAACAGAACAGUUUUACCAGGUGAGAUUCAGGUAAAAAAGUUAAGAAUACGGAAUUCCAUCUCUACAAAUACAAGAUAAGUGUCUAGUGGAGUAGGGAGUUAUUGCACUUAUUGUACUUAUUGUACACGUGAAAGCGAGGCCGUUAUAGUUUAACAAAUAGAAGUAGAGGGGAUUGUACUCCAUUACAAGUUUAUCCUGAUGCUGGCUACAAAGCAUUUGGAUCUAAGCUACUGCACAUCUAGUUUUAUUGUUACAUUUUAUUUUUUUUUAAAUAAAUAAAUUAUGAAAACUAUAUUUGUUUUUAUUUUUUUGAGUAUUUUACUAAUUACUGAUGGACGAGUUUGGAGGCGAAAAAAUCAACCAAGAUUACAAAAACUCAUUGGACCAAAUGACUUUGAUCUAUUAAUAUUCACUCAGCACUGGCCUGAGACUGUUUGUUACACAUGGAAAGAAAACUCUAUGAAUCAUACAUGCAAUUUACCACGUGACGAAGAGUGGACGAUUCACGGAAUCUGGCCGACGCAGUUCCACAAAGUGGGCCCAGCGUAUUGCAACACGUCAAUGCAUUUUGAUUUACAAAAAUUGGCGCCAAUUCAAAACGAUCUUGAAACUAAAUGGAUCGACGUUGAAAAUGGAACUGAACCCUACUCAUUCUGGAAACACGAGUGGGAAAAACACGGGACCUGUGCUGUAGUGAUUCCCGAAAUGAACGAUGAGAUGAAAUAUUUUAAGAAGGGUCUCGAGUUGUUGGAUCAAUAUGACAUGAAACAUGUCCUGGCUAAAGCGAAUAUUUUACCAGGGCAAGAGUAUUUAGUGAAAGAUAUUUUGAAUGGAGUCGCUAAAGUUUUGGGGAAACAUUGCCAGGUUGAAUGCGUUACUAAUUCUAAAACUCAAGAGAGAUAUUUAUUUGAAAUACGAAUUUGUAUGGACAAGAAAUUUAAUCUUGUUGAUUGUGAUAAUAUUGCCGAUUACCCAACAAACUGUGCUCGGAAAAAAAAAGUUAUUUAUCCAGGAACAGUGCCGGCUUUGUAUAGUGCCAUUAUAGUUUAGUAAUUAAUUUAAUAGCAGAAAUUUUCAUAAUUAUUUAUAAUUUAAUUGAACCCUUAAAGGUCACGUGGAGUCCACGAGACCCUAGACAAUUUUAAACUCAAAAUAUCUCAGGAACCAUCAAGUUGUUUGAAAAAUUAAAAGACACCUUUUUUGUAGAGAAUUUGAAGCUCUACAAAAAAGGUGUCUUACGUUUUUUUUAAAAACUCAAUAUUUUCAAAGAUAUUUAUAAAAAAUCAAUAACUUUUGAUUUUUUAAUUUCUGAGGUAAAAUUUUGAUUUUUUUUUUUUUUUAAUAAUUAAACUUUUUUUAAAUUUAAAAUUUUUGAUCGAUUCUGUCAAAGUGAAUUUAGUUUCAAAUAAUUUGGAACAAAAUUUAGUUCAAAAUUUGGAAAAUCUAUCAAAGUUUUACAUAUUUUUAAUUUUUAUACAAAAAGAAGUUUUCUAUUUUUAUUUAAAUUUGAAUUUAUGAUAAAAAUGAAUAUUGACUUUUUGAAAAAAGUUUAAAUACUGAGCAUUGCGGGUUAAAAUUUUACUAAAUUAAUUUGCUCAAUAAAUAACUGGGGUAAAAAUCAUAGAAAAAUUAUAAAUUUUGAAAAAAAUCGACGGCUGUUAUUUUUUAUUAAAAUGAAUUAUAUACUUUUUAAAAGUCCAUAUUUAUGAAUUUAUACAAUUUAACGGACUAUCGACUGAUUAAAUCUUAUCUCAAUCGAGCCCCAGUUAUUUCAAUUGCAAUCAUGGUUUAAAAACUAAUUCAUUUUCGACGCAUUUUUGUGUGAUAAAAUUUUCAAGUGUAAAAAUUCAUGUCAGAAAUACUUGACAUUAAUUUCGACUGCCCAUUGUAUGAAAUCAAUUUUUGAUAAGAGAAAAAUCCUGAUAAAAAUUAUGACUUUGAAUUGGACUGUGAUGGGAUAAAAAAUUUUUAUUCACAUGAAUAAGGAUCAGGAAUUCAAAUUGUAAAUUUUUUUUUGAAAAAAUUAUUUUUUGUAGUUAAUUAAAUAAAUAGAUAUUUAAGUUCAUUAAAUUUCACGCAAAAUGAAAUUCAAUUUGAACUCGCAAAAUCUCAAAAAAAAUUAUGUUUCCAUUAAUUUUUGAGACUUUGUUUGCAUUAAAAAAAAAAUCAUGUAAAAUAAAAUUUCAAGCCUGAGAUUAAAAAAAAAAUUUUUGUAUACAGUCGACUAUUCAUCAUAAGCCUGGUGUCCACUCAAAAUAUCACAAAAAAAAUUUCCCAUACAAAAAUUACUAAAUACAAAAAAAAACCAUAAAAAUAAAAACUAUU
Messenger RNA from Microplitis mediator, 3362 nucleotides. Its product is annotated as ribonuclease Oy-like. Gene Ontology annotation, molecular function: ribonuclease T2 activity; RNA binding. Lineage: Eukaryota; Metazoa; Arthropoda; Insecta; Hymenoptera; Braconidae. The record is from RefSeq and is a predicted model, not a curated record. The coding region runs from base 1320 to 2087 and encodes 255 amino acids. Gene Ontology annotation, cellular component: extracellular region. The transcript has 5 exons. Gene Ontology annotation, biological process: RNA catabolic process.